AUGGCGUUGCCUUCAUCCAAGUCAUUUGACAAUAAAUUGUCCCUGGAAUCUCGAUGCCGAAAGACGUCUCUUCUGGAAACAUUGAACCAACAUUUUGAUAACGAGAAAAUCAUUUUUUUCGGAAGUGGUCUACCUUCCCCGGAUUUAUUUCCUUGGAAAGAAUUAAAAUCGAAAUUUUAUUCCAAGUCAGUUCUAAAUACUUCAAAGCCCGAAGCGGCGAUUGAUGAUUGGGCUACGAAAACCAAUUCAAACCCGUUCGUUGAGGUGCACUCUGAUGCGAAGGCUUUGUCGGCCGGUUUGCAGUACGGUAAUGCUGGAGGACGAGGUGACUUCUUAGAAUUUGUGAAGGAGCAUGUCAAACUAUUUCAUGAACUAAACUAUAGCGACUGGGGGGUUGCCGCGACAGCGGGUACAACGCAGGCCUGGGAAACAAUACUGAGAAUAUUUUGCGACCGUGGUGAUUCAAUUUUGGCUGAAACUUUCUCUUAUCCGCCUUCACUCAGCACAGCACAGUCGCAAGGGGUCCAUAUUCAUCCAGUUCCCAUGGACGAGAAUGGUGUGAUUCCUCAAAAAUUGCAACACAUGCUCGAAAAUUGGCAACACCAACGAAAGCUACCUAAACUUUUCUACAUCAUUCCUACUGGUCAAAAUCCAACAGGCAGUACUUUGAGUAAUGAGAGAAGAAAAGCCAUUUACAAAAUUGCUGAAGAAUACGACAUUCUGAUUGUUGAGGAUGAGCCUUAUUAUUUUUUACAAAUGGAAAGCUAUAUCAAAGCAAAAUCCAACCGCAAAAGACAUGACCAAUUAAUGUCAGAGUACAAGCGAUCUUUGAAAAAGUCGUUUCUCUCCUUAGACGUUUCUGGACGAGUCAUUCGCCUUGACAGCUUGUCUAAAAUUCUUGCUCCUGCCUGUCGGCUUGGUUGGAUUGUAGCCUCGGAAAAGAUUCUUCUUCAUUACCUGAAUCUUCAAGCAGUCAGUAUUCAAGCACCCUCUGGGUUUAGCCAGAUGAUGGUCUUAGAGCUUUUUAAAAGGUGGGGCCAAGACGGAUACGCGCGAUGGCUCAUGCAGCUCAGCGGAAUAUACAGAAACAGCCGCGAUGUUGUGUGUGAUGCCUUGAUAGAGCGGCUCCCAUCGGGAAACUUUGUCCAAUUUACUGCUCCAACAGCGGGCAUGUUUUUUACAAUCCAUAUCAAUUUGUCUUAUCUUCCUCACUUCGAUCCAGAAUUAGGCGCUAAAACCUAUGAGGACAGGCUCUAUAACAAAUUUUUGGAAGAUGGUGUUUUACUGGUUCCUGGCAGCUGGUUUACUUGCAGCCCUGAUGUCCUCUAUGAAGAAAAAAAGGAUACCUUCCAAUCUUGUCAGAUUUUCUUUAGAGGAAGCUUUGCAACUGUGAGCUUUCACCAAUUAGAAGAGGGUGCCAAACGCAUUGGUGACUGUUUGGGGAAAAUGCUCAACACUGCAUGA
Lachancea mirantina is the source of this 1464-nucleotide messenger RNA. NCBI's taxonomy places the organism in Eukaryota, Fungi, Ascomycota, Saccharomycetes, Saccharomycetales, Saccharomycetaceae. The record is from the annotation of a GenBank genome assembly.